AUGGCGGGAAUAGCAAUUGUCUUAGAUCUGCUGAGAAAAAACCCAAGUCUUACAACCCAAAGCCUACACGCUUCUGGGUUUUUCUCCGCUAAAGCAGCCGCUGCAGCCGCCUCCGUCGCCGCUGGAGCUCCUUACGUUUACAAGUCCUUCUUCAGUAAUUUUAGGGUUCCAGUUGCCUAUUGUGAUGCUGGAGCAACAUUGUCUGAAGAUUACACCUCUAAUGUACGAAGUGCAUCCUUAAAAAUAUUUCAGAAUGAAUCUGUGAAUUUCGGUACCAAGGAAUACACAAUCGAGUUAAAGCCUCAAUUCUCAGCUUUCGAAUUGAGAGCUCUAACUCUGAUGACUCUGAGGUCAUUUUUGAUGUUCUACUUACCUCUUCUGGAGCCUCGUAGAAACUUGCAAGAGGACGAUGAUGACUUUCUGCGGGACACUGAAGAAGAACAACAUGUAGAUUAUGUUGCUCCAUUCAAAAAAUCACUAAAGAAAAUUGCUCGUGAUGCUACUGUCUCAACCACUAAACGGAUUCUAGAAAGAAUUUCUGUUCAUUAUGUGUCACAGAGAAUGGCAUGGAAACUUCUGAAAGAUACCUCAAAGUCUGCGAUGAGGAAAGCUGGAAGAAGAAUGCCAACAUACGUUUUCUUCUUCAGUGUUAGCAAGAUGACUAUGAGAGGACACUUUCUAGAUGUUGCAGCAUCUUGGAUCAUCUCAGUUAGCAUUGAUAUCUACCGAACUUUUUCUGGAAUGACAAACUCUAAAGAAGUGGUUGAUGAAAUUGAUACACCACAAAAGCUUAAACGUCUUGGGAAUAAGGUUUGGGGCACUACUUUCAGGUGUGGUGCAUCACUUAUUUUUGCUUCGAUUGGGGCAGGUAUUGGCGCCACUCUUUUUCGCCCUUCAACUGGCCAGUGGAUUGGUCGUAUUCUGGGAGAUGUGGCCGGGCCUAUUAUUGUCUCAUAUUGCCUUGAGAAGUCUUUCCAUGCAAAACUUUAG
Molecule: messenger RNA, 990 nt
Organism: Rosa chinensis
Lineage: Eukaryota; Viridiplantae; Streptophyta; Magnoliopsida; Rosales; Rosaceae
Exons: 1
Coding region: 1-990 (329 amino acids)
Source: RefSeq, a predicted model, not a curated record